CGUCCCUUUGGUAGCUCACCCUCUCGACUCCGCCCCCUCGUAUACUUGGCUGUUUCCAUUCCGUUCUGCAUGUAGGACGGAAUGGGGGUGUGGCACCAUGUGUUGACGCGUUCUUUUACUGUGAUCACUUUCUUGUUUCUGCUAAAGCAGAGGUCAUGGCUGGCACCUGGGAAGCAUUAGGGGACCAGUUAGAGGCGCUGAAUCAAUAUCUGCAGGAGCGCCCGCUGGCUGUGCUCUGCUCGGUGUUCGCCGUAAUUGUCUCGUCCUGGUUGCUGUGGAGAUGUCUCAGCAGAUACGGCAGCAAGAAGAAACCCCUGGCUAUCUCCACUUCACUCUCUUCCGCCUCGAGUGUGUCCAGAGAGGGAGGAACGGAGGAGGAGGAAGAGGAGGACCGGGACAAGUUUGAUCUCAUCCACAGGAAGAGGGAAAUGGUCCAAAACUACGGGAAGAAGAUGUUUAGAAAGGCAUCUUCCGAGUUCCGUCAUUUCCGUCGCAAGCCUCGAGAGAAGAUCUCCAGCAUAGCUCGUCGACUGCUCAACAAGCCGGAGCCAACGGAGACUCAGCUGCACCGGGAGCCUCCUGACGCCUUCCUCGACCCCGAUUCAGAGGCAGGCGAUUCCAACAUUCCAUCUGAAGUGCUCUAUUUGCUCAAGAGUGUCAGAGCCUUUGGUCAUUUCGAGAAGCCGCUGUUUAUGGAGCUGUGCAAACACGUGGAGACUAAGUUUGUGCCGUCGGGCGCCAUCUUGUUUCGUCCAGGGCAGACAGACGACAGCAUCUACGUCGUGAGAAACGGUCGUCUCAGGGUUUACAUCGUUGAGAGGGAUGGAACGGAGCUGCCGCUGAAGGACGCUGGGCCCGGGGACAGUGUCCACAGCAUGCUGAGCAUCCUCAACGCCAUCAUCGGCAGCACUCGCACCUUCAAGUCAGUCGCUGCGAAGGCCACCAGAGACAGCUAUGUCCUCCAGGUAAAGGCGACUGCUUUUCGGCAGUUUUUUGAGAACAAUCCAGACUCUCUUCUGAGGAUGGUGCAGAUCACAAUGUUGAGACUGCAACGAGUGACGUUUCUGGCACUGAAUGAGUUCCUGGGAUUGGGACACGAACUGAUCAACCAAAAGCCGGCUCUGCGUGGGGAGUUCAGUGUGCUGAGGUUGAAGCAGUCUCGACUGACGAGGAUGAGCGAGGCUGACACCUUCUCCUCUGACCGCUACCCCCCUCCUCCUCCGCCUCCUCACUCCCAAGAUCUCCAGGAUUCUGACUCGGACAACGGCACUCCCGGCGAAUCCACUGCCACCACCUCCAGCAAAGGUCGACACAAGACAGAUGGGACUCGAAAACAUCUCCGUUCGUCAGACGAGAAGCACGUGAGAGAUGAUGAGAGUACCAGCGAACACAGCGGCGGGAACUCCUCCCACGCAAAGAGGAAAACCCUGUCGUUAAAGACAAACGAGUCGGACUCGAAUUCGAACGUUGCGAUCAGCGACGAUUCGACGGGUCAGGCGGCCAACGGCGCGGUGAGUCCGACCGCCCACAGGAAGACGGUGGCCAUCGACAUGAGUCAGAACGAGUGUUUCACUCACCGUCUCCUCCCGGCCGUGUCCUUAGAGUUUGAUAACGUCAUGGACCAGGCCAGGGUGAACAGACAGCAGUUCUCAGCUGAGGGAGUGACUUCGUUCCCCAGUGAGCCUCCGAAGGGACGGCACUUCUCCACCCAGACCUCCAUCCCUCUCCGCUACUCCCACUUUGCCUCUCUCGACAACAGCGAUGUUCUCCAGGCAGCCACUGAUGACCUCGUGCGAAUAUUCCAGCUCAAGGACGAGUCGCUGUUGAAAGGUCGUAUCCAGUUGAUAGAAGUGGGAGUCAACUCUGUACUGGGACUGGAAGGGGACCAGGAGUGCUGUGUCUACUUCAUUGCCAGUGGCCGACUGAAGGUCUACCAUCUCACUGGAGACCAGUCAAAAUCACAGGACUUGCUGUAUGUGGCAACUCCGGGAGAGUUCUGUGGCGUGUUGUCAGCUCUGACUGGGGAGCCUUCCUUCAUCACUGUCAUGGCUGCCGUCCACUCCUACCUCAUUGCCAUCACCAAGAGCAACCUCUAUCAGAUAAUGUCAGAGCAGCCGAAGGCAGUGUGUGGACUGGCGUACGACUGUGUCCAGAGACUCAGUCCUCUGGUGAGACAGAUUGACUUUGCCCUCGACUGGACUGAGCUGGAGGCCGGCAGAGCCCUGUACCGGCAAGAAGACGAGGCAACUGCCGCGUACAUCAUUCUGAGUGGUCGUCUGAGGUCAGUGGUGAAGAGAGACGACGGAAAGAAGGAGCUGGUGGACGAGUUUGGUCGGGGAGAGGCCAUUGGAGUGAUUGAGGUGAUGACGUCGUCCAAGUGUGCCACAACGGUCCACGCCAUCAGGGACUCUGAGCUCGCAUGUCUCCCUGCUGGCCUUCUCGACACCAUCAAACUCAAACAGCCUCAGGUGGUGUCAAGACUGAUCCACAUGCUGGGAGAGAGGAUUCUCGGCAGCUACAACCGUCUCUCUCACUACUCCACAACCAACAUUGCCAGCUCCAAGGAGACCAAGAAGCACAUGGCGUCCAACCUGGCGACGGUGGCAGUGGUUCCCAUGACUCCCGACGUCCCUCUCUCCAUGUUUUCCGCCGUACUCUGCAGUGCCGUCAACAGCAUCGCACCGGCUCUGCGACUGACUAGUCAUUACAUUCAACAAGAACUUGGGAGCACUGCCUUGGAAAGUGUGAGUGAAUAUCGACUGAGAACAUGGCUGGGACACCAAGAAGACAACAACAGGAUUGUGAUCUAUGAAGCUGAUCCAACUCUCACCCAGUGGACUGCCAGAUGCAUUAGACAGGCUGACUGUAUUUUACUAGUGGGAUUGGCUGAGAAAGGUCCCACAGAGGGAAAGAUCAUACGGCAGGUUGAGAAAAUCUCGAUCAGGGUCCAGAAAGAGCUGGUUCUGCUGCACGGACAGGGAGUUGACCACCCGACCGGGACGAUGAAAUGGCUGAAUGCUCUUGGCUGGCUCUCCUCUUACUUCCAUGUGAGGUGUCCGGAUUACUUCUUCAUCAAAAAGCUUCAAGAAGACAAGAAGAAUGCCAUUCCUCCACCUCCAAACAAACACUCUGACUUUGCUCGGUUGGCUCGGAGACUGACGGGGACGUCGGUGGGAGUGGUACUAGGAGGGGGCGGGGCCAGGGGAUUGGCUCAUGUUGGAGCUCUCCAGGCAUUCACCGAGGCCGGUGUGCCGAUAGACAUGGUGGGAGGGACUAGCAUUGGAUCGUUGGUUGGAGGUCUCUACUGCGAAGAGAGAGACUCCGCCCGGGUGGAGACGAGGGCACGGGAGUUUGCCAAGAGGAUGGCGAGGUUUGGGGACAAGAUCCUGGAUCUCACGUACCCCCAUUCCGCCAUGUUCUCAGGAAGGGCGUUCAAUAGACUGAUGAAAGAUACCUUCAAGGAGAAGCAGAUUGAGGACCUGUGGAUCCCGUAUUUCUGCAUCACGACAGACAUCACGGAGUCCAAGAUGAGAGUGCACAACGCGGGCUCCCUGUGGCGCUACAUCCGAGCCAGCAUGUCCCUCUCGGGCUACAUGCCCCCUCUCUGUGAUCCGGUCGACGGACACCUUCUUCUAGACGGAGGUUACGUCAACAACCUACCAGCUGAUGUUCUGACAGGUCAGGGAGCCGAGACUGUGAUAGCCAUUGACGUGGGGUCAGAGGACAACAACGAACUCACCAACUACGGCGACUACGUCUCAGGCUGGUACUGCCUGUGGAACAAGAUCAACCCUCUCGCCAAGAAGAUAAGAAUCCCUAACCUGACGGAGAUCCAGAGCAGACUGGCCUACGUGUCGUGCAUGAGACAGCUGGAGGCUGUGAAGGCCGACGGAUCCUGCGAGUACAUCAGACCCCCCAUUGACAAGUGAGCCCCUCUCAUUAUUAACCUGCCUAUACCUUUAUACUAUGUUGUGUGUGGUGUCUCUCUCUCUCUCUCUCUCUCUCUCUCUCAGUAUCGGCACACUGCAGUUUGGUAGCUACAAUACCAUUCUGCCACUGGGCUACCAUCACUGUAAAACAGUUGUGAGUGGAUGGCAGAAGAGCGAGAAGAUGAGACUGCUCCUCUCCGACUCGGUCGGUGAGGAGGAGAGAGAAAAGAGGAGACGACAGCACUUGCUGGAGAAAUUCGAGAGUCUGACACGCUCUCACUCGUCAGUGAGAGACCUGGCGGCACUGGCUGCCCAACCACGCAGGAGGAAGACCUACAGUGAAGUGAGAGACCAAGAGGAGGAGGAGGAGGAGGAGGAGGAGGAAGAAGGGAACGAUGGAGAGGCUGGAGAAGAAGUCCUGGGAUACUGGUCAAACCCAGAGGCUGAGGUGUUUCAGAAUGGUGAGUCAGAUGAGAAGGACAGUCCAAGCGAGAGGACCACGGUGGACAAUACCACCGGAUCAACUGUCAAAUUCACAUGUUCAGACUCUGAACUAUGAUCUGUACCAUAGAACUGUGUGCUUCGUCAUCUGCACUGUAAAAAAAUCGAUAGAGACGCGCAGGCGCAAAAUUUGAAGGUGGGGCUCGUCAAAUUUGAGGGGUUUUACACCCAUUCACGUGACGCUGUCCGGUACAACUAACUAACUAGACCCGUCUACGCGUUCGUUGUUGUACUAUUGGGAGCUGGGCGCAAGAUGAUGAUCAAAAGCCUGUUCAUGAUCAACAAGGCUGGGGAGGUGUUUAUGGAGAAGCAUUGGAGCAGUGUGGUGAGCCGGUCCGUCUGUGACUACUUCUUUGAGGCUCAGAGCAAGGCCACGAGUGCAGCGGACAUCCCACCCGUCAUCUCCACCCCACACUACUACCUCGUGUCCAUCUUCCGCAACCACCUCUACUUCGUCGCCGUCUUGCAGAACGAAGUUCCUCCUCUUUUUGUGAUUGAGUUCCUCCAUCGCAUUGUGGACGUGUUCAUGGAGUACUUUGGAGAGUGCAGCGAGACCAAGAUCAAAGAAAACUACGUCACUGUCUACGAGCUGCUGGAGGAGAUGCUGGACAAUGGCUACCCUCUAGCUACGGAGUCUAAUGUUCUGAAGGAGCUGAUCAAGCCUCCCAGUCUCGUGCGCAGCGUGGUUCACACCAUCACAGGAGAGAGCAAGCUGGCCAAUGUAAGCUCCACUCUACCAACUGGUCAGCUAUCCAACGUCCCGUGGAGAAGAACAGGUGUCAAAUAUGCCAACAAUGAGAUAUUCCUGGACCUGAUUGAAGAACUAGAUGUCAUCAUUGACAAAUCAGGGACUACGAUAGUAGCAGAGGUCCAAGGCAAGAUUCAAGCCAACAGCAGAUUAUCGGGAAUGCCAGACCUGACACUGUCCUUCAUGAACCCCCGACUGUUGGACGACGUCAGUUUCCACCCCUGCGUCCGCUACAAACGUUGGGAGUCAGAGAGGGUCCUGUCGUUCAUUCCUCCUGACGGACCAUUUAGACUUCUCUCCUACCAGAUCAGCAGUCAGAGCAACGUGGCUCUGCCGCUGUACGUGACUCCUCAGUUCAGCUUCUCUGGUGGCUCUGGCAAGUUUGAGGUCAAAGUUGGACCAAAGCAGACCAUGGGGAAAGUGGUGGAGGACGUGAAGCUGGUCGUUCCCAUGCCGAGCUGUGUCACUAAUGUCAACCCUACCAGCACUUAUGGAAUGCCGAGCUACGAUCCAGUGAGCCGAACUGUGACAUGGAAUAUUGGCAAGCUACAGACACAAAAGUACAUGUCUAUGAACGGCUCCGUGACAAUGACAUCGGGGGAAGCCCCCGAAAGUAACCCGACAAUCAUGGUGGAGUUCAAGAUAUCCCAACUGGCAGUGUCGGGACUCAAAGUCAGCAGACUAGACAUAUACGGCGAGAAAUUCAAGCCUUUCAAAGAAUAAAGUACAUCACGCGAGCAGGAAAGUUCCAGGUCCGGUCCUAGUAGUCUGACAUCAGCUCCGGCUCCACCCAGACUGACUGUAUGAUAGUGAUUGUGUUUUUGUGAGGUGUGGGCGUGUUUAGCAACUGUUCUUCCUUUGUGUACAGUGUGUUCUCCAAAUGUAAAUUAUUUCUUUGCACAAAAGUGUCAACUUGUUUGUUGAAUAUUAUAAUUGUUGGAAGGUGACUUUACAACAGUGCAGGUCACAAUGCACAGUAAGUUGAAAAGAUACAGAAGCAUGCCCUUUAGAACUAUUGUGAGUGUAUAAUGGUCCACUAUAUAUUGUCUUUUGCCCCAUUCUGUUAACAGUGGACACAAGCAACGACAAGGGAAAGAUGUAGUCAUAUAUACACGUACACUACAUCAACUGUUCACACUUUAAUGCAUAAUGAUAGUCAUUUGCUAGCAGCAAAAACUCGAAAAUCUUGUCAUAAAAAUCACCUGUUGAGUUUUGUCAGUUACUGCACCAGCACCUCGGUGUGCCUGUCCCAAGGUCCGUGUACAUUUCCUGCUAAUGUAGGCUACCCUAUAUAGCAUGCAUGUACAUACAUACUAUAGCACAAGACAGGCACAAGAAAUGUGGCAAGAAACAUGCUGCAUCAAUCAAUGCAAUCACCUGGUGGGAUAGUCCGUUAGUCACCGCACCAACAUCGUCCUUACCCUUUGCCAAGAUCAAUCUACUGCACAGGACACUAUACUAUGCAUGCAUGCAUGCAUACAUCUCCAUUGCAUUAUAGGCACAGUCAGCUUAACAAUGACAUAAGCAUUACAUCAUUCAUCUAUGCGAUAUCAUCAGGAAUGCAUGUCACACCACAACAACGGUGGGAUCACCUGAUUCGUUGCCGGGUAGCAGCCAAUCAGGUUGCAGGAUUGUUAGGGGUGCAGUGCGGGGAGGGGAGGGUGGGUGGGUGUGGGAAAGCCCCUGUCCCUCAGGACCAAUUAGUGGAACACCCUUUCAGGCAUGCAGCUUGUUGUCGGGAGCGGCAGGGGGAGGUUGCUGGCCCGGCUGCUGCUGGCCUGGCUGGCCGGUCUGCUGGUAGUAAUAGCCCAUCUGUCGGUAGUACUC
Geodia barretti is the source of this 7005-nucleotide messenger RNA. NCBI's taxonomy places the organism in Eukaryota, Metazoa, Porifera, Demospongiae, Tetractinellida, Geodiidae. The record is from the annotation of a GenBank genome assembly.